Molecule: messenger RNA, 3028 nt
Organism: Grus americana (Whooping crane)
Lineage: Eukaryota; Metazoa; Chordata; Aves; Gruiformes; Gruidae
Gene: FAM204A
Product: family with sequence similarity 204 member A
Exons: 9
Coding region: 386-1264 (292 amino acids)
Source: RefSeq, a predicted model, not a curated record
CUUCGUCCGGAGCGGGCUGCCCUUGCUUCGCAGGCUUACCGCCUUCCCGAGCGGGCUCUUCUCUCCGUCCUUCCCCCCGGGGGCCGCUGAGCUUGCCCGUAGCCCGCCUUGCCCACCGGGCGGGGGGCGACGGGAGGCGGUUGCGCUGCCCUGGGAAGCGAUGGAGGGGCUGGCCGUGCUCCCCCGCUGCCCGUGGAGGGACGGGAGGCGUUCGCUGCAAUAUCGCCCUUAAACUGCAAGCAGCUAUAAACAAAUGCGAAGUGAUAGAACUUUAAAGAACACGGAAGAAAAAAAAAAGAGCUAGUAGCUUCAACCUGUGCGCUUAAAUCCAUUGUGUGUCUCUGAAAUAUGACUUGAAGUGGCUUGGACUUGUUUGAACUGGAAGAUGUGGAGUGGACUGUUACCUCCAGGACUGAACGAAAGUGAUGUUGACUUUAGUUCUGAUGAGGGAGAGGAGCCACAUAGUUCCUUUGCAAAGGAAGAUGCAAAAGAAGAUACUGAAAGAGUUCGGCUUUCGGAAUUCCAGAUUAAUGGACCUGAAAGUGAUGCCAUCAGUGAACCCGUUUUGCUGUCAGUGACAGAUGGAGAAAGCGAAUCUCAAACAUGUCCUUCUGGAAUUUCGUUAAAUAUGUGGAAUAAAUUUUUGGCGCUUCAGAAGAAAAAUCAUGAAAUGAAAACCCAAGCAAAUCAGGGAAACAAAGGCCGAAAAAGAAAACGCCACAGAAAAGAAAAACAGAAAAAGAACAAUGAAAUGACUAAGAGGUAUAACCAGGUCAAUGUGAUGAUCCGAGUAGUCAGCAGUUGGCAAAUGAAGACAAAUGGAAAGAACUUACACAGUACUUUGGAAUCAAUGAUAGAUUUGAAUCACCUGUGGAUAGCAGGGCUCCACAAAAGAUAUCAGAUGAAUUGUACUUGGAUUGAAAGGUUGCUGUGCUUUCGAGACAGUAUCCAUGCUUGUUUCCUGUCUGGUUUUGUCUUCUAUUAUCAUGAGAGACAGAAGACUUCAUAUGCGUUGUCUGGCCUUGAACUUAGCAUAGAGAAGUCUGUGGCUGAAGGUGACAUUGAUAAGGCUGAGGAGCUGAGUGAUAGAUUAGCCACUCGUGAGCUUGGUGUGAAAAUUGCCAAAGCUGCUGCUUGCCGUAACUUUGUAAAAGCCAAGCAAGAAGCAGAGGCUGCCCAAGAAGCUCAAAAGAAAAAGAAGCUUGCUUGGGGAUUUGAAGCCAAGAAAAGAUGGGAAACAAAAAGCAACAUGGGAUACAUGUAAUCAUCCUGUUUUCCUCUGGAGUCAAAUACCUGUUUUUACUUUGUGGCUACUUCUUAAAUCUAAACACACAAAAAAACCCAAAACAAAACCCAACGCAUCAAAUUCCUAGUGUUUCUCUUAAUGCUGUUAGACUGCAGUAUCUUGUUUUGGCUCUCUUAGAAUGUAGCAAAAAUACUAUCUAAACAUCAAUGCUAUGUUAAAUACCAUAUUUUUCUCCAAAAUAUGAAAGUCUCAGAUAAUGCAUGGUAGAAGGCAUUUGGAGUCAGAUAAGAGAACUCUCUGAAGUUGGAGUAACAUACUUGGUCCGAAUGUGUUCUAUGCUGCACUGCAGUUUCAAUGCGUGGGUGUAAGGAGAGGGAUAGUUUUCCUGCUAAGGCUAUAUGGACUUAAUGCAGCAAGUACUACUUUUCUGGUUGCUUGAAAGUUUGGGGGAGGGCAUUAAAUAAAGAAAAGCAAACCCACCCUACCUGUUUAAAACCAUUAUUAUUUAUGCAUUUAUGGGCUUAGUAAAUAUAAAAAGAAAAAAAUCAGCUGAAAAAGUCCAUCCUCCCUCUCCUGGGAGGGCUCUGAUACUAUUUGUCCUGUCCUGGUGCCAUGUUCUUCAGAAUACUUCCAAUUCCCAUCUUCCUUUUCUUCCCAAGAACUCAAGUUUUAAAAGUCCCAGUUUCUUUGAGCAGAUAAAGUAUAGAAAUACGUAUCUUGAAAAAUAUCUGAAAUAUUUUCUGUGGUGCAGUUAGCUGCACCCAAGAAACAGAUGCAGAUUUUACUCCAAGUCAAAUGUUUUACAGAUCAAUUAGGAUUUGAAUGUUUAUGUUAUAAGAUUAUAACAAGAAUUGAUGAUAAUGUUUCUUCAGAAUUGUUCUCAGUGAAAAGUAAGGACAUAUUCAGAACUAAUAACUUUUCUCCCUGAAGCUCUUGCGUAUAUGUUUAGUUACCACAAUGCCUGAAUUGAAUUGGUAAUGUAAAUGUCAGUUAUUGUUAACCAAGAUUAAUAUGUUUCAGGCCAAAGGUAUGGUAUUAGCGUAAUGGUGAUUUACUACGUAAGUACUUGAGGCUAAAACAACUUGCCAACAAAUAGCAAGUUUUAUGGCACCAAUUCGAAGAGUUUAGGUUUGCAGUCCAACAUGGAAUAGUGCAUUUUUGUUCAUUAGCCCUCAGGAUGUUUGAUUCUUUUUCUUUUUUAGCAGAACGUCUGAUUUCUUUCACAAAGAUGAGAGUUUGCAAUAUGGUAAUCUGCAGUUAGCUGUAAUUAGUUAUGAUGACAGAGUUGAAUACAAUUGCCAGGACUGUAAAUCAGGGGCUAAACAGGUUUCUGCAGUAUAACAUCAUAAAUCUUACACUAUGUUUUACAAACUAUAUUAGCUUUAGAAACUUUGGUGCGAAAGGAAGCAAAUGAUGAUAUCUCUGUAAAGUGAUUAUAAAGGUAAAUGACAUGUUUACUUGUAUAAACAGAUUAUACCAUGAACCUUCAUCAAGAUUUUUCUCAGUUCCAAAUUUUCCUGUCCAAAACUUACAGGCACUCUGUCCAUAAUUUCUGUUAUUCUUUUUAAGCAGCUGUUAGAUACAGUUGACCUUUCUGCUUGUUAUAUACUGAAAAGCAGAAUGAUACUGAUGUUUUCACCACCGAAUUAUCAACAGUAUUCCAUUAAAUGUUUAAAAGUAGUGUAUAUUAAACAGAUGCUAUACAUUUUCUUGUAAUAGUUGCUCUUAAUAGUAACAGUGUUUAUUAGUUAAAUAAAAAUCUUGAUAUAAUUGCAAGAAUCA